AUGGCCAGUUCAGCCCGAGAACAUCUGCUUUUUGUGCGGCGUCGCAACCCACAGCUGCGGUAUACUCUGAGCCCAGAGAAUCUGCAGAGUUUGGCCUCUCAGGGCACCAUGGCUGAGAACAUGAACUUGCAGCGUGCCAACAGUGACACUGAUUUAGUGACCUCGGAUAGCAGGUCUAGUUUGACAGCCAGUAUGUAUGAAUAUACUCUGGGGCAAUCUCAGAACCUCAUCAUUUUCUGGGAUAUUAAGGAAGAAGUAGACCCGACUGACUGGAUAGGACUUUAUCAUAUAGAUGAGAACUCUCCAGCCAAUUUCUGGGAUUCCAAGAAUCGGGGAGUGACUGGCACACAAAAAGGGCAAAUUGUAUGGCGAAUUGAACCUGGCCCCUAUUUUAUGGAAUCUGAAAUAAAGAUCUGUUUUAAGUACUACCAUGGUGUUAGUGGAGCCCUCCGAGCUACUACUCCAUGUAUCACUGUGAAAAACCCUGCUGUGAUGAUGGGAGUAGAAGGCAUGGAUGAAGGUGCUUCUGGAGCCCAGCACUCUAGGAAGUUGGUCAGCUUUACCCUAUCAGAUAUUAGAGCAGUUGGACUUAAAAAGGGCAUGUUCUUCAACCCUGAUCCUUAUCUAAAGAUGUCCAUUCAGCCAGGCAAGAAAAGUACGUUUCCUACAUUUGCUCAUCAUGGCCAGGAAAGAAGGUCGACUAUCAUCAGUAACACAACUAAUCCUGUUUGGCACAGAGAGAAAUAUUCUUUUGUUGCACUUCUAACAGAUGUCCUGGAGAUAGAAGUUAAAGACAAAUUUGCCAAGAGUCGUCCGAUCAUCAAGCGUUUUCUUGGGAAGUUAACCAUACCCGUUCAGAGACUAUUGGAGAGACAUGCAAUUGGAGACCAGAUUCUCAGCUACAAUCUUGGGAGAAGGCUCCCAGCUGAUCAUGUGAGUGGAUAUCUCCAAUUCAAAGUGGAAAUCACAUCUUCUGUUCAUGAAGAUGCUUCACCAGAAACAGUUGGCACUUUGCUAGGAGUGAACUCUAUAAAUGGAGACUUAGGGAGCCCUUCUGAUGAUGAGGACAUGCCAGGAGGACAUCAUGAUACAUCCACAGUGUGUUCCAAUGGUCCGGUCCUCGAGGAUUCUUCUGGAGAAGGAAUUCUGAGGCACCCAUUAAGGACUAGUACAACUCUGGAGACAGACCAGGAUGAGUUGACCUCUGGUGCUUCAAGAUCAUCACCUAUUAGAGGUCGCCAGGACUCACUAAAUGACUAUCUGGAUGCAAUAGACCACAGUAAUCACCCCAGACCAGGGACGUCAGCCUGCGGUGAGCGUCCACGUGGAGCCUCCCCAAAACUGAGGAGUAGCUUCCCUACUGACACGAGACUUAAUGCUAUGCUUCACAUUGACUCGGAUGAGGAGGAGCAUGAGCUACAUCAAGAUCUGGCUUUUCCGUCUUCCUUGGAAGAUGAUGGUGGUUUAGUAAUGCUUAAUGGUGCUACAAGGAAUGUUGAAAGAAAUGAUUUAAGUUACUCAUCGGAUCAGGUAACUCAGGGGCCUGCAGAGAAUGAAAACGUUUCAGCCUCUGAAGCUCCUUUGCCAUCCACUGAUGACCAGCAAGAGUCUCUUCCAGAGCGUCCACCGUCACCGUUAUCAGGAGGGGAAAGCGUGCAAGGUUCUCAUAAUGAAGCAUCCGCAGACCAGGCUGGCAGCGAGUCGUGUGCCGCUCAGGAGGCCGAGCAGCCUCCUAGCAGUGCGGACGCGGGAGCUGCCGAUGCCACAGCUGGGAGCAGAAGGGGCGUUAGUGAAACGGAAUCCAUAGAUCAAGGGUCUGAGCCUUCCCAGAUGUCAUCAGAAACAGAGCAGAGUGAUCCGGCCCGCACGGAAAGUGUCAGUGAGGCUAGUACUCGGCCGGAAGGUGAGAGUGAUGUGGAAGGGGCAGAUAGCUCUUGCAACGAAAGCGUGACGGUGAGACGCUCCUCAGUUGAAAUGCGGUGUUCUUUUGAAAGUGCCAGGUUUCCUGAGACUCCAGCCUUUUCUUCUCAAGAGGAGGAAGAGGGAGCGUGUGCCACCAGUGCAGCUAGAAUUGAGCCUGGUGCUGAAACACAGGACUCUGCAAGUACUUCUGGUUCCCUGCCGGCAGUACAGUUACCGCGGGAGGAAGUACAGGAGGCUGAGGCAGGUGAAUUGCAAGACCAAGAGGAAGCGGAAGAAAUCUGGCGAAGAAGAAGCCUGCAGGUGGCAGCUGCAAAUAGCCAGUCUCGGGAUGAGGAGUCUGAAGGAGCCCAAGCAGCUUGUGAGGGUGCCACAGCACAGGUUGAAGGAGCUACUGGAGGUUCUCAAGCCAAUGGCCAUCAGCCCUUGAGGUCUCUGCCUUCGGUACGUCAGGAUGUUAGCCGGUACCAGAGAGUGGAUGAGGCUCUGCCACCAAACUGGGAAGCUCGAAUUGACAGCCAUGGACGAAUUUUUUAUGUGGACCACGUGAACAGGACAACGACAUGGCAGCGACCCACAGCGCCCCCAGCCCCUCAGAUUCUCCAGAGGUCAAAUUCCAUACAGCAAAUGGAACAGCUGAAUCGCCGGUACCAGAGCAUCCGAAGAACAAUGACUAAUGACAGGCCUGAAGAGCAUACAAAUGCUGUGGAUGGAGCUGGAGAGGAAACUGACUUUCACCAUUCUAAUGCAGAUUUUCGAAGAGAGAAUGUGCUGCCUCACUCUACCUCCAGAUCCAGACUUACUUUAUUGCUCCAGUCUCCCCCUGUGAAAUUCCUUAUCAGCCCAGAGUUCUUUACAGUGCUGCAUUCUAACCCUAGUGCCUACCGCAUGUUUACAAAUAACACGUGUUUGAAGCACAUGAUCACCAAAGUCCGGCGGGACACCCACCAUUUUGAGCGCUACCAGCACAACCGGGAUUUGGUGGGCUUCCUCAACAUGUUUGCCAACAAACAGCUGGAGCUGCCGAGAGGCUGGGAAAUGAAACAUGACCAUCAGGGCAAGGCUUUCUUUGUUGACCACAAUUCCCGCACCACCACGUUCAUCGACCCCCGGCUUCCCUUGCAGAGUAGCAGGCCCACUAGUGCAUUAGUCCAUCGGCAGCACUUAACUAGACAACGCAGCCACAGCGCCGGUGAGGUCGGAGAGGACUCUCGUCAUUCAGGACCGCCAGUUUUGCCAAGACCGUCUAGCACAUUUAAUACCGUCAGCAGAGCUCAGUACCAGGAUGUGGUUCCAGUGGCUUACAAUGACAAGAUUGUUGCGUUUUUGCGGCAGCCCAAUAUCUUUGAAAUUCUACAGGAGCGUCAACCAGAUCUUACCAGGAAUCAUUCACUCAGGGAGAAGAUCCAGUUCAUCCGGACAGAGGGAACACCUGGGUUGGUGCGUUUAUCCAGUGAUGCAGACCUUGUCAUGUUACUCAGCUUGUUUGAGGAGGAGAUAAUGUCCUAUGUGCCGCCACAUGCCUUACUUCAUCCGAGUUAUUGCCAGUCCCCAAGAGGCUCGCCGGUGUCUUCCCCUCAGAACUCUCCAGGUACUCAGCGUGCCAAUGCCCGAGCUCCAGCUCCUUACAAAAGAGAUUUUGAAGCCAAGCUGAGGAAUUUUUACAGGAAGUUGGAGACUAAAGGCUAUGGACAAGGCCCAGGGAAACUGAAAUUAAUCAUCAGGAGAGAUCAUUUGCUAGAAGAUGCCUUUAACCAGAUCAUGGGCUACUCAAGAAAAGACCUGCAGAGAAAUAAACUCUAUGUCACAUUUGUUGGGGAAGAAGGGUUGGACUACAGUGGGCCUUCAAGAGAGUUUUUUUUCCUGGUGUCUAGAGAGCUCUUCAAUCCCUAUUAUGGUUUGUUUGAGUAUUCAGCCAACGAUACCUAUACCGUACAAAUAAGUCCCAUGUCUGCUUUUGUAGACAAUCAUCAUGAGUGGUUCAGGUUUAGUGGUCGAAUUCUUGGUCUUGCUCUGAUACAUCAGUAUUUGCUAGAUGCCUUUUUUACACGACCUUUUUAUAAAGCCCUCCUCCGAAUACUCUGUGACCUGAGUGACCUGGAAUAUCUCGAUGAGGAGUUUCACCAGAGUUUGCAGUGGAUGAAAGACAAUGAUAUACAUGAUAUCCUAGAUCUCACAUUUACUGUAAAUGAAGAGGUUUUUGGGCAGAUCACAGAACGAGAAUUAAAGCCAGGAGGUGCCAACAUCCCAGUCACUGAAAAGAACAAGAAAGAAUAUAUAGAAAGGAUGGUGAAAUGGAGGAUUGAGAGAGGAGUUGUACAACAGACAGAAAGUCUAGUUCGUGGUUUCUAUGAGGUGGUUGAUGCGAGGCUCGUGUCGGUGUUUGAUGCCCGGGAACUGGAACUGGUUAUAGCUGGAACAGCAGAAAUUGACCUGAGCGAUUGGAGAAACAACACGGAGUAUAGAGGAGGUUAUCAUGACAAUCACAUUGUAAUUCGGUGGUUCUGGGCUGCUGUGGAAAGAUUCAACAAUGAACAACGACUAAGACUCUUACAGUUUGUUACGGGCACGUCCAGCAUCCCUUAUGAAGGAUUUGCCUCUCUACGGGGGAGCAAUGGUCCGAGGAGGUUCUGCGUAGAGAAGUGGGGGAAGAUCACUGCUCUUCCAAGGGCUCACACUUGUUUCAAUCGCCUGGACCUUCCCCCUUAUCCAUCAUUCUCUAUGCUGUAUGAAAAACUGUUGACAGCAGUUGAAGAGACAAGUACUUUUGGACUGGAGUGA
Molecule: messenger RNA, 4701 nt
Organism: Eurypyga helias (sunbittern)
Lineage: Eukaryota; Metazoa; Chordata; Aves; Eurypygiformes; Eurypygidae
Gene: HECW2
Product: HECT, C2 and WW domain containing E3 ubiquitin protein ligase 2
Exons: 28
Coding region: 1-4701 (1566 amino acids)
Biological process (GO): regulation of dendrite morphogenesis
Molecular function (GO): ubiquitin-protein transferase activity; protein binding
Source: RefSeq, a predicted model, not a curated record